UUAUUAUAUUUCAAAAAGAUACUGACAAAGGUCAAUCGAGUCGACUGUUUAUGUUUUUAAUAUGAAAGAUUCUUCAGAUUUCCACGCAACUGGCACGGCAGUUUCCUUUCUUUAAUUACGCCAGUCAGCAACUUGGCUUUUUUUUUUAAACAUUGACAUUUUUGAGGUUUGAGUUUUUAUGGAAUUCGAUACUCUUUUUUUCACCGUAGACCCAACGCUGUUGGAGUCGUGAGAGUCUAAGUUUUAUACUUGAACGGGCUUCGCUGCAACGACAGCGUGUAACGGUUUUUUAUGUUCGAUGACAAUUGAGGAUGCACACGUGGCAGAGACGAGAUUGAGUUUUUAUUCAGGAUGAGACGGUGAAAUUAAGGAAAACCUCGAAUUAACGGGGUGCGAAGGAACGUCUGGUGUCCGCCGGUGAAUACGCGCGAUCGGCGAAGCGUGUGAAACCAGUUUCGUUGGUUCUUUUUUUUCCUUUUGCUUCAUCAAACCGGCUUAUUUAAAUAAAUACCGUCGGUCAUUCGUCUUUCGAGACAAACGAAAUUCAUCCGUUGCCUGUGCGAAACACGUAGGUACUACACACCGCUUCCAGGCAUUAUUGGUACUUUACAGGCAGGCUCAGUAAGGUAGGAGUGCCAGGCGGAGGGCAUUCAGUGGGUACAGGUGCAACGGUGCGCCUUUAAAGCCGAGUUUCCACGCGUCUAACCGUUGUUGAAUUCCGUAGGGAAAUAAAGAAACUUGCACAAUGCAUCUUGAAAAGUUCAAAGAUUUUUUUACUAGCUCCAUGCCAGCUUGUACGUGUCUCCGCCUUCGUAGACUGCCCCGGGAAACCGUAAUUAAAUAUGAACAUGAUUCUACAGAAUUUAUUUCUUCUAUUAUAGAGAAGUUACUGUAACUGAACCGUUCCAAUGGAUGCGAUAGAAUACCUGGAACGCACAGAAGACUGAAGUAAGCUUGGAUUAUCUACAAUCCACUGGAACACCGAAAUAAAGUUACAAUUCGGUGGUAAAAAUCCGACGACACAGGUUCCUCGAUUGAUCCAUGAAUUAAGAGCAAGAUUAACCGACGAUAAUUCUAACCGAUCCCGUCACGCGAUAACCACAGGACUGGUGGGGGCGGAGUUCGUUAGAUAGCGGAAGAACGAACGGACCUAGCCACCUUUCUGCAUUUCGAUUUCCUCGGGGCAAACGAUGCCGGCAAAAAUCACGGCCGGUUUCUCGGCACCGGCAUAUGGCAGACGUUACCUCAGGACGCAGCCGGUGCACCGUACCGCGACUAUUAUCCGCGUCGCCAUUAACGAAUCACACAGCGCUCAAAGCGUAACGGCCACGGAGGACGAAGCCGGAACUACCGGCGUGGAAUUUGUCUUCGUCGCCUGGCACCCGAUGGAGGCUGCAUCUUCUUGUCCGAGGAGGAGGAGGAGGAGGGUACUGGCCGCGCGUUGAACGGUCCUACGUAACUGCGUAUGCAACAUCGAUUAAUCGCGCGAGCGGUUUGUUAUUGUCGUUGAGGACAUUGGCCAAACGCGACGCGGCAGCACUACUAUUCGCUGCUUAAAGCGUACCCAGGAUCAAGGAUGCGGAACGGGCCGAGAGACGGUGAACUCGCGCGUCGUGUACCGAUGGAAUAUUAAGACGUAACAUAUUGGAAAGCUUUAGGAUGGAUUUAGUGGAUUGUCCUGCGAAUUUUCCUACCGAAUGAUGGCAAUCAAUGAUGGGUUUAUCUUGUAGUAUUGAGACAAUCACAACUGGUAUAUGAACUAUUGAGAUUUCUUUAAACGUAAGCUUAUCAUUGCUGGAUAUCAGUAUCAGUGAGUCUAUAGACCCCUAAUGCUACAGUGGUACAGUUAUGAAUAAAUGAUAUGGUAUGUAAACCAGUAGCGUUCGAUUCAAUCGUAUGUUUCUGAAAUAAAGGAAUAUAAUAGAAACGGUUUGGAAGGGUCUAAGAAAAUAUCAAACGUACACGAUGAAAAGAGCACGGCGGUGGUAGUGAGAUUAUUCGUAUACCUUUUACAUGCUCGUUAUUGGCGACGUAAUUUCAACGUGUAACGAGUCUCAAGGGGUCCCCGAACACGGCCAGGUAGAUAGAGAUCGACGCGCUGGCCGUGAACUUUGCACCGUGAGAAGACUUUUCUUUGCUUAACAAGUCGCGCAUCGAAGUUCCCGCGCUUGCGAACAAUGAAUCCUUCCUUCUAGGCGGUGAACAACCGUGGUCGUUUCCAGGAUUCAUAAUGGGAAGGGAAGUGGUGUGGUUUUGCAAUCUCUUGCCGCGGCCUUCCACGGGGUUCAGGCUUAAACACCUUGUCGGCGAACACGCUGGAACAAAUUGACACGUUGACUGUUAUGAUGUAUCUGAUUAUGCUUAGCCGCGCGUGAUGACAACUUCACAGUAGUCUAACUGUGUAAAUACACGUGAUAGGAAACUUAACCUCAAAUCAACGCAAAAACCAUGGGGCGUCGAAAAAAGGGUCGUUGUGUAAAAAAAAAUAAACAAAUUAAUCUGGAAGAAAAUCCAGAUGUAGUGAAAGCACCUCAUUCGUUUGUUAUUCAUCGUGGUUUACCUGGAGAGCAUAUCACAGAACUUACUAAAGAUUUCCGUAAAAUUAUGGAACCAUUUACAGCAUUAACAUUAAAGGAAAGAAAACGAAAUACAAUUAAAGAUUUUGUAUCUAUUGCCAGUGUGCUCCAUGUUACACAUAUGUGUAUUUUCACGAGGACAGAGCAAUCAAUGUAUUUUAAGUUAUGCAGAUUGCCGAGAGGACCUACGCUUUCAUUCAAAAUACAUAGCUUCUCUUUAGCUCGUGAUGUGGUAUCUAUGUUAAAAAAGCAAAUGGUAUUCGAAGAAUUAUUUAAACAUUCUCCACUUGUAGUAUUAAACAAUUUCAGUGGAGAAGGUAUGCAAUUAAAGCUUAUUGCUUCUAUGUUUCAAAACAUGUUUCCUACAAUAAAUCUAACUAAUGUAAAUUUAAAUACAAUACGUAGGUGUUUGUGUUUAAAUUAUAAUGAAACAUCAAAAACGAUUGAUCUUAGGCAUUAUGCUAUUAGAGUUGUGCCUGUUGGUUUAUCAAAAGGUGUUAAGAAAAUAGUACAAGCUAAAGUACCAAAUUUAUCAAAGUGUAGUGAUUUUUCUGAAUUUUUAACAAAAGAAACUGUCUCUGAAAGCGAAGCAGAAAAUGACCCUGCAAAUGAGAUCACAUUACCACAGACAUUAUCUUCACGUGGUAAUUAUGCAAGUAGUAAAAGUGCAAUUAGAUUAUCUGAAUUAGGACCUAGAUUAACAUUAGAGUUAAUAAAAAUUGAAGAUGGACUUCUGGAUGGCGAAGUACUUUUCCAUGAAUAUGUUCAUAAAUCAGAAGAAGAAAAAUUACAAAUAAAGAAAAAACGAGAAGAGAGGAAAAAAUUGAAGGAAAAAAGAAAGAAGAUACAGGAACGAAAUAAAAAACGGAAGGAAAUAGAGAAAGAGGAACAUAAAGAAAAAUCUCUGAAGGGGAUACAGAAAAAGAAAGAAAGCGAAAUAUUAUUACAAAAAAUUGCGAAAGAAUCGGUCGCAGAGAAUGUUGUGGAAGAAGAUGAUGAUGCACAAUAUUACCGUGAUGAAGUAGGAGAAGAACCCGACAAAGAUCUUUUUGAAAGAAAAGUUGGCGAAAAAAGACCCAAAAAAUUUACACCUAAAUACAAAACAAAAAAACUAAAACUAAGUCAAACGUGAACAUUUGAAUAAGAUAAUAAAUCGUAAAGGUGAUAUGAAAUACAUAAAAUAAUCUUGUACAUUUCAUAGUAAUAUUCCGAAUAAAAU
This is a messenger RNA of Nomia melanderi (Alkali bee), 3795 nucleotides long. RefSeq names its product Brix domain-containing protein peter pan (gene ppan). Gene Ontology annotation, biological process: rRNA processing; ribosomal large subunit assembly. The record is from RefSeq and is a predicted model, not a curated record. Gene Ontology annotation, cellular component: preribosome, large subunit precursor. NCBI's taxonomy places the organism in Eukaryota, Metazoa, Arthropoda, Insecta, Hymenoptera, Halictidae. Gene Ontology annotation, molecular function: rRNA binding.